Bacidia gigantensis is the source of this 9249-nucleotide messenger RNA. RefSeq lists its product as uncharacterized. NCBI's taxonomy places the organism in Eukaryota, Fungi, Ascomycota, Lecanoromycetes, Lecanorales, Ramalinaceae. The record is from RefSeq and is a predicted model, not a curated record. Bases 1 to 9249 code for a protein of 3082 amino acids. The transcript has 4 exons. Gene Ontology annotation, cellular component: cytosol.
AUGAUGACCGACGAAGAGGACAAAGGUCGCUUUGCAGCCACGACUUCAGCCUCAUCGUAUUUGCUACGGCCUCUGGUACAAGACGUUCCGCUCUCGGGCGAGGCUCAACUCGGAGAGGCUCAUGUUACGUGCGUCGAGCUCUGCGCUGACAAUCUGUACAUUGGGACCUCUAAAGCUGAAAUACUUCAUUAUGUCUCAAUUCCCGCCGAACCUUCGGACGAGUCUCAAUCGCCCUCUUACAUAUUUGCUUCAAGAUUACAGCCGGUUCACAGUGCACAGGCAAGUUCUGCCGCACUCAAGCCUGGCAUUCAACAAAUUCUUGUGCUGCCAAUGGUACAAAAAGCAUGUAUACUUUGCAACGGCACCCUCAGUUUCUACGUCUUACCUGAGUUGAGUCCUGCUUUCAACAAUGUCACAGUCCAAAAUUGCACUUGGGUAGGAGGAGUAGACCUGAACAAUGGCAAUGUAUCAGCACAUUACGGCGUCGUUGUUAUGAUAUGCGUAAAGAACAAAGUGAGGCUGGUCAGGAUCGCAGAUGAGGUGCAACGACUCAAAGACAUUCAAUAUCCUAGCUGCCUGAUAUCCAGCCGCAGAGGUGACUACGCCUGUGUCGCGGACAGUCAGGGUUAUGCUCUCCUCGACGUCGAGAAUCAGCAGAAAAUUUCGCUUUUUCCCAUAUCUUCCCUAGAUGAAAACUCUGCUACCGGAAAAGUUGAGGAUGUGUCUGGAGGUAACAAUUCGACCCCCGUCCGCGCGUCGAGUUCGGCUCGCCCUAUGUCUGGCGAAGGUGAAGAGAAGAAAGGUCACGGAAGGAACACAAGUAUUGGAGCACUAGUCGGAGGCAUUGGACGGAGGCAACUCAGCCCAUCACCAGCCGGUCAUGACAGAUCUGGCCGUAGCAGCCCUGACCCGUUUCUUGAGGAAGCUCCUAAUCAAGAUUCAUCUCAAAUACAAAGGGAGUCAAAUGCUGGACUCACUGCGCCUUCAUUAUCAACAUCUGGCAAACAACUUCCCGUACCACCACGGACUGAUUCCCUACGUCCACCGAAGCCACGUGAACAAUUGCUGAAGCCUCAUAUUUGCAGCCCGACUUCAAACGAGUUUUUGUUGACAACAGGUACGCUUUCAACGGACUCCGGCGUUGGACUUUUUGUGAACACCGACGGCGAUGUUGUGCGUGGUACGAUGGAGUUCAGCUGCUACCCUACAGCGGUGGUAGUCGACGGUCAGGUCUCUGAGUUUGAGGCCUCAAAUGAACAUCUAGAAGACAAUGCUCCUUUUGUCCUUGCUACCAUGAUUAGAAGUCUUGAAGGGGAAUCGCAAAAAGGAGUUGAAAUUCAAAGCUGGGAUACUGAUGACAGUGGGGCUAAAGAAUGGAUGAAAUUACCUCAGGGGCCAUCUGAAGGUGACACCAAUGGUUCAAGAAGAGUUCCAGCUCCCCUUGGCUUCGGUAUGCGAUCAGUAGAUACUCCCAUAAAGAUUUCGCAUGGAGAAAUAGGUGCUAUCUUAAUGAUGAAGAGGCUAAAACUAUCACCGAUUCAUGGAUCCUACGAGGUAGGAGACGGCGACUCCGAUGCUGCACGGAACAAAGAAGAAGUAGCUUUUGGGUCCACUAUCUGGUCUCUAUCAAGGACACCCUUUGUGAUGAAACUUGAUCUAGCCCUUGAACAAGCUUCACCCAUACUAUCAAGGGAAAGCGGAGAUGGUAGCGCUAAUCGAGGAGCAAUCGUCCACGUCCUUAAUCUCAUUCGCGGCCGAGAACCAUCCACGGAAACGGAGUUUCUUUCAUUAGGAUACUUACGGCAGAAAGCAGGUAUCAUACUAUUCGCAGACUCUUUGAAAUUACCAAAUAGAAUCGCUGACCUUCCAUCUGCUGACUUGCGCAUCAUGGAAGGGCUUCUUAUGGAAGGCGGUAUCGAUCCGCGAGUGAUACUUUUCAUGUUAUCACCUCUCGCAGAGGAGGCAGUGGAGGGUCUCGAAGGUGUAUGGGUUUAUGCUGGCCUUGUACAUAUCAUCGAGUUAUACAAACAACUCAUAAGCAAUACUGUCAGCUCAAUAGCUGAUGCUGAAUUACUGCAAUUGCUCAAACGUUACCUUUAUACUUGGAGACAGCGGAAAGGAUUCGGAAGCAUUCCCAGUGAGACCGAGGUCUUCAAGACUGUUGAUGCGGCGCUGCUUCGAAUCUUGCUCAUGUUGGAUAGCAAGGUCAGACCUCGCCCUUCGCGUUCGUCUGCUGAGAGACAAGAUCUGUAUUCUUUCGUUGACUCGGGACUUGAUUGCUUCGAUCGAGCUGCCGAGAUCCUUGAAAAUGAUUCUCGACUUUUUACUCUGAGCAGACUCUACCAAAGUCGUCGCCUAGCUCGAAAGGUCCUGGAGACUUGGCGAAGAAUCAUUGAAGGGGAAGAAGAUCGUGAUCAAGGCCUUGUCGACGGUGAGGAUGAAGUCCGAAAAUAUUUGACCAAUGUACGAGACCACGCGAUUGUCGAUGAGUUUGGAACGUGGUUGGCUAGGCGAAACCCUACAGUCGGUGUCCAGAUCUUUACCAAUGAAGCGAGUAAAGUGAGAUGGGAGCCUCAUCAGGUUGUCAUGCUCCUGCGUCGGCGUGCCCCUGACGCUGUAAAAGACUAUCUUGAACACUUAGUCUUUGGGAAGAAGAAUUUUCAAUACGCCAAUGACCUUAUUGGCUAUUAUCUCGACAGCGUACUUGACAUGUUGAAAACUUCAUAUCAUGCGCGUGAAAGCCUCGCCCAAACGUACGGAUUGUACCGUGCACUCCGUCCACCGAAGCCAACAUAUCGAGAGUACAUUACGGAGAAUGCUUUAGCAGAGUCAUGGUGGCAUGACCGUCUCCGACUUCUAGAGCUUAUCGGAGGCAGCCACGGAUCUGAAUUCUCCUACGAUAUUCAGCAAGUCCUCGCGCGUAUUGAGCCCUAUGAACAAGACCUCGUCCCCGAAUCGAUCAUACUCGAUGGUCAACAAGGUCGGCACGAACAAGCGCUUAGACUUCUGACUCAUGGUCUUGGUGACUAUCAUACCGCGGUCAAUUACUGCCUUCUUGGUGGUGCCAGCAUGUUCCACCCAACGCAUGGUUAUGUCAGCACUCCUCCCUCACAAGACGAACAGUCAGUCCUGUUCAACUUUCUUUUAAAAGAAUUUCUACACAUUGAGGAUGUAAGUGACCGACUCGAGAGGACAAGCGAGCUCAUAGCAAGAUUCAGCGCAUGGUUCGAUAUUCAGCAAGUUGUCGAUGCGAUCCCUGGUACGUGGUCUGUUGCCUUAGCUUCGGAGUUUUUGAUCAAAGCAUUUCGCCGGCUCGUUCAAGAGAAGAAUGAAGCUAUGAUCACCAAAGCGUUAAGCGGCGCACAGAAUUUGCAGAUUGCUCAUGACUUCGUCGAGAAAUGUACCCAGCUUGGUCCUCAUAUUCAGAAGCCAGAGCCUGUAAGUCUCGCCGAUUUCAGAGCGUGCGGGUCGCUGAAGCGGCAACCCGGCAUCUCGCACCGGCAGGUGCGCCUCCGCGCGCCAAGAAAUCUUCAAUUACGAGUUUCUCAUGAGGAGGAAUUACGUGCAGGUGACAGCAUGGCCGGGAGGAACCCUGAGCUUCAGGAUAGGUUAAGAGAACUUGAUCUCGAGUUAGAAGAAGGGGAAAUCACCCAGAAAGGCUACCAGAAACGAAGAACCCAGAUACUUUCUCAAUACUUAGCACCACCGGACGAGCCCAGCAGCAGCUUGCGAAUUCACAAUGCUGAAGAUACCUCUCAUCCGUCGAAUGACGGCUCGCGCUCAGCAUCGUUUGCUGCUCUCACACGGAAGUCGAACUCACCACAACCGGAAAUGAAGAAAGAGGGUACCGGUGUCGCAACACAAAAUGAGCCAGCCGUGGGACAAGGGGCCACUCUAGGAGUACGCAACCCCAGUCCACGACCCUCGUCCAUUGGUCGUGACUCGUACAAUACUAGUCGUGAUCCGAGUCAGUACGCUUUCAAUCCCGCGCCAGACAAUGGUCAACCAAACCUGGGUAGCUUUGAAAGUGACGAUCAAACGAGACGGUCAACGAUCCUCAACCAAGCGUACUUUGAAGACUUUGCAGGGCAGCAAGGUGAUGGCAAUCGCGAUAGCUACGGCGGUCCUCAGCGAUAUUCUACUACCGAGGCCUUUUCGCCUACUGCGAACACAGCGCCGCCGAUGUUGAGAAACAGCGACUUGCCACCAGCUGGUACACUCAGACACCUCUUGCCUUUAGACCCUCGUGAAGUGCCUUUCGCCGUCUACGACCCACAUAACAACAACAUACCUAUGGCGAAGUUCGAAAACAUAGCAGCAGUCUUACGCCAUCGGGCAAAGACCGACCCAAAGUCAUCAGCCUAUUGGGUGUUAGAUCAAAAAGGCAAAGAACUCUCCUCUAUCACGUGGGAAAAGCUAGCUAGCAGAGCGGAGAAGGUUGCCCAGGUCAUUCGAGACAAGAGUAAUCUAUAUAGAGGAGAUCGGGUGGCCCUCAUAUACCGGGACGUGGAGAUCAUAGACUUUACUGUGGCUCUCCUAGGAUGCUUCAUCGCUGGUGUAGUCGCGGUCCCAAUCACAGAAUUUGACGUUUCAACCACCAAUCUGGCGGAUUACCAAAGAUUGAACUUAAUCCUCACAACCACCCAAGCGCAUUUGGCGUUGACUACUGAUGUGAAUUUAAAAACCUUUCAGAGGGACAUUACGGCUAACAAGUUGAAUUGGCCUCGUGGAGUGGAAUGGUGGAAGACUAACGAAUUUGGAAGCUUUCACCCUAAGAAAAAGGAAGACUUACCCGCAUUAGUCGUACCAGAUCUGGCAUAUAUUGAAUUCUCCAGAGCACCGACAGGGGAUUUGCGCGGUGUUGUAAUGAGCCACAAGACGAUAAUGCAUCAAAUGGCAUGUCUCAGUGCGGUCAUCCACACCAUUCCCACAGGCGGCCAUGAUACUUUUGAUGCUGGCUUGCGGGACAAAUAUGGACGUCUGGUGUCGGGACCGAGCACUGGAGAGACCCUUCUUAGCUACCUUGACCCUAGACAAGGCAUCGGCCUUAUACUGGGUGCUUUGCUUACAGUCUACGGAGGCCAUACCGCUGUCUGGAUUGAACCCUUGGCGAUUGAGACUCCAGGGCUUUACGCGAAUCUAAUUACGAAACACAAGGCAACGCUACUAGUAGCAAAUUAUCCUGGUUUGAAAGUUGCUGCUUACAAUUAUCAGACAGAUCCCAUGGCUACGCGCAAUUUCAUGAAGAAGUUUGAACCAAAUUUUGCUAGUGUGAAGCUAUGUCUGAUUGAUACACUGACCGUCGACAGUGAGUUUCACGAAGUAUUGGCUGACCGGUGGUUCCGUCCACUGCGCAAUCCAAGGGCAUCAGAAGUCGUUGCUCCAAUGCUAUGCUUACCAGAGCAUGGAGGAAUGGUGAUAAGUGUGCGAGAUUGGCUUGGAGGGGAGGAAAGGAUGGGUUGUCCUCUUGGGAUGUUCGGGGCCGAUGAUACUGAGAGCGUUGAUGGAAAACCUGAAAACCCGAAUCCUGCCCCUUCCAAUACUUAUGGAAGCUUAAUCGGCGGUGGACCUAAGAAACCCAAGACUCCAAAAGCUCGAACUGAGCUGAGUGAGGUAUUGCUGGACAAAGAAGCUUUGAAAACUAAUGAGGUUGUUGUUGUGGCCAUGGGCGACGACGCUAGCAGAAGAGCAGAGACUGAGCAAAAUUGUGUACGCGUUGGUGCAUUCGGUUACCCCAUACCUGAUGCAACACUUGCUGUGGUGGAUCCCGAGACAAGUCUUUUGUGCACGCCGUUCGUGAUUGGAGAAAUCUGGGUCGAUUCCCCUUCACUAUCCGGGGGCUUCUGGGCGCUACCGAAGCACACAGAAACGAUCUUUCACGCGAGGCCUUAUAAAUUUCAAGAAGGUAACCCGACGCCGAUGGCUGUAGAGCCAGAGUUUCUGCGGACUGGUCUCCUAGGUUGCAUCAUUGAAGGCAAGAUCUUCGUCUUGGGGCUCUAUGAGGACCGGAUAAGACAGAAGGUUGAAUGGGUCGAACAUGGUACGGAAAUUGUCGAGUACCGCUACUUUUUCGUCCAGCAUCUCAUCUUAACGAUCAUGAGGAACAUUCCGAAAGUUCACGACGCCACGGCUUUCGAUAUCUUUGUCAAUGAUGAACACCUACCCGUGGUUGUUCUCGAGUCAUGGGUUGCAUCAACUGCACCAGCUAAUCCAGGUGGCCCUCCCCGCCAACUGGAUAUAGCUUUGCUUGAGUCGCUAGCAGAGAGGACGAUGGAAUUUCUCAUGCAGGUGCAUCAACUCCGAGUCUUCUGCGUCAUGAUCACAGCUCACAACACUCUUCCGAGAGUCGUGAAGAACGGCCGUAAAGAGAUUGGGAACAUGCUUUGCAGGAAGGAAUUUGACACGGGUUCGUUGCCCUGUGUGCAUGUUAAAUUUGGCGUCGAGAGGGCCGUGCUUAAUUUGCCUGUGGGAAUCGAUCCGGUCGGAGGGAUAUGGUCCCAUGAAUCCACAAUAGCCCGGCAAGAAAUAUUGCAACAUCAGGACAAGCAAUACUCUGGCGUAGACUACCGUGAAGUGGUCAUCGACGACAGGACAUCUACACCUCUUACUAACUUUUCAAGCAUUGUAGACUUGUUGCAAUGGCGAGUCGCGAGACAAGCGGAGGAGCUCGCUUAUUGCACGAUCGAUGGACGUGGCAGGGAAGGCAAGGGCGUGACUUGGAAGAAGUUCGACAUCAAGGUUGCUUCAGUCGCGCAAUUUCUGCGCAACAAGGUGAAGGUGGCACCUGGAGACCAUCUUAUACUGAUGUACACCCAUUCUGAAGAAUUUGUAUAUGCGAUACAUGCUUGCUUCUGCCUAGGGGUGGUUGCAAUACCGGUUCCACCUCUUGAUCAGAAUCGCCUAAACGAGGAUGCGCCGGCCUUCCUUCAUAUGAUUGCCGACUUUAGAGCUAAGGCAGUGCUUGUGAAUGCAGAUGUGGAUCAUUUACUAAAGCAAAAGAUUGUUUCGCAGCAUAUAAAGCAAUCUGCUCAAGUUCUAAAAGUUGGCAUCCCCUCGUAUUAUAAUACGACCAAACCACCAAGGCAAUCGACUGGAUGUCGCGACCUCGGUCUGACUGUAAAGGCUGCUUGGGUACAGCCAAACUACCCUGUCUUGAUAUGGACCUACUGGAGCGCUGACCAGCGACGGACGGCCGUUCAACUCGGCCAUGAUACCAUAAUGGGCAUUUGUAAGGUACAAAAAGAGACUUGUCAAAUGACGAGUUCAAGGCCCGUUCUUGGCUGUGUUAGGAGCACUAUGGGCCUCGGUAUGGUACACACAAGCCUUAUGGGAGUCUUUGUUGGUGCCCCAACAUAUCUGGUUUCGCCUGUGGACUUUGCAUCCAAUCCUCUGACGCUUUUCACAACAUUGUCUCGGUAUAAAAUCAAAGACACCUACGCUACAGGCCAGAUGUUAGACCAUGCCAUGACCGCCAUGCAAGGUAAAGGCUUCACACUACACGAGAUGAAGAAUAUGAUGAUAUCUGCAGAAAGCAGACCCAGGGUCGACAUCUUCCAAAAGGUGCGCCUUCACUUUGCCGGCACUGGGCUUGAUCGCACAGCAAUCAACACAAUCUAUUCGCAUGUGUUAAACCCUAUGAUUGCCUCCCGAUCCUACAUGUGCAUCGAGCCCGUGGAGCUCUGGCUGGAUACUCGAGCCCUCCGCAGGGGUCUGAUCUAUCCGGUCGACCCUGACUCUGAUCCGCACGCGCUCCUCCUGCAAGACUCGGGUAUGGUACCGGUCAGUACGCAGAUAUCGAUCGUCAACCCUGAGACAUGCCGACUCUGCCACAUAGGUGAGUAUGGAGAAAUAUGGGUCCAGUCGGAAGCUUGCGUCAAGUCGUUUUAUGGCUCCAAGGACGCAUUUGACUACGAGCGGUUCAGUGGAAGGACGGAGGACGGCGAUCCGAAUGUGGCAUACGUAAGGACAGGCGAUUUGGGAUUUUUGCACAAUGUUGUUCGACCCAUUGGCCCUGGUGGACAACCCGUGGAGAUGCAAGUACUAUUUGUUCUGGGCGCCAUUGGUGAGACGUUUGAAGUCAAUGGACUGAGCCACUUUCCUAUGGACAUUGAGCACUCGAUCGAGAAGUGCCACCGUCAUGUUGUGCUGAACGGCUGUGCCGUUUUCCAAGCCGGUGGUCUAGUAGUCGUUCUCGUCGAGGUAGCCCGCAAAGCGUAUCUGGCCAGCAUGGUACCGGUCAUCGUGAACGCUGUGCUUGGCGAGCAUCAAGUGAUUGUCGACAUCGUUGCUUUUGUCUCAAAGGGUGACUUCCCUCGCUCUCGUCUGGGCGAAAAGCAGCGCGGUAAGAUCUUAGCAAGCUGGGUCACCCGUAAAUUACGGACUAUCGCCCAGUUCAGCAUCCGCGAGAACGAUGGCGCUGAAAGUCAAAUCACGGAAGUAGCAGAGCCAAGAAGCACCACUAUGGCCAGUACCCUCGGCGCAGGAAGCAGCCUCCGGAACAUGGAGACAAUAUCUCCACCAGCAAAGGAUCUGCAUGCCCAUGAUUAUAUGUCUCUACCUGCUGGAAUAUCAGAAAUGUCUGCAACGAAUUACGAGACCUCAAUCGUAGAAAGUCCGCCCAUCGGCUCAACUGAAGAAGACAGAGAGGAUACUCCUACUGAGGCAAGGAACCACCGCUUCGACCAUCCAACCCCUACCGCUAACGAUUUUGGUUUGAGCUCCGGAGCCGCAUUUGCGCAGCAGGACUCAUAUAUGACUCACCAUCUACCACCGGAAUCUCACACAUCAGAAUCCACUGCUUCCACAACACCUGAGCCCUACCCACAGGACUCUUCCUUUCGCAACCAUCCUCGCCAAGACCCAGAAGCUCAGGACCCUGCACAUGCCUCCUUUAAUUUCGAUACCGACGGAUCCUCACCACCUCGAGCUCCGUAUUCGUCCAAGCCCGUCCUCUCCCUCUCGCAUCAAAACGACCCUUCCUUCAACCAUACGCUCCACAAUUCAUCCGGUUCAGGUGACCUCUGGACCCUUCCUUCUGCCCGACAGUCUCUCGGUAAUAAUGAUCACAAGUCGACCGUGAGCGGAGGUGGGGGCCACAUAUCAAGGUCAGGGUCUUCAGACCAAGAAGAUUGGCCUCAAGAAGCUAUGAGACAUAUGGGCCUCGGAACUACCGGAGGCCAAAAGUAUGAGGCCAACAGUGGCAAAUACACAAACACUUAUGAUGGGCGGGGAUAUAACCAUGCCUUGUAA